GGCCAGAUGCAGCGCUGGGAAUAGCAAAAACAGGACUCAAGUUUUUCGAACGUGAAAGAUGUCGACCCGCCGAGUAAGGCCCCGUCAUGAACCGCAUCCACCAUGUACUUCGGAUUUACAGUGCCCCAUAACACUUAACAGUGUAGAGGCUGUUAUCGCAGGUCUCAAGGACCCAAAGGGAGCAUCAGCCAUCGCUAUCCAGAGAAGUAUCCAGGCUGUACACCCUGAGAUGGAGGUAGACCGGUGUAAGGCACUGCUGAAGGCCGUGUUGCUGGAAGGGUUGGACAGCGGACGGCUGCGUCGACCGCCUGGCUCGAAAGUUGGCCGCGGCCUGGUCGGACGAUUUCUGCUCAAAGCAACCGACGGAACGUCCGCGGAAACGUUGACCGCUCUACCAGAGUCUCACGACGGAAAGUCCGCGGAAACGUUGGUGGCUGUACCAGAGUCUCACGACGGAACAUCUGCGGAAACGUUGGUGGCUGUACCAGAGUCUCACGACGGAACAUCUGCGGAAACGUUGGUGGCUGUACCAGAGUCUCACGACGGAACGUCCGCGGAAACGUUGGUGGCUGUACCAGAGUCUCACGACGGAACGUCCGCGGAAACGUUGGUGGCUGUACCAGAGUCUCACGACGGAACGUCCGCGGAAACGUUGGUGGCUGUACCAGAGUCUCACGACGGAACGUCCGCGGGAAAGUUACCCGCUCUACCGGAGACUCAGGACGGAACGUCUGCGGAUCCAGAGAAGUCGACCGCUCUACCGGAGAAACACGAUGAUGAGGAAAACGCAACACAGCUGCAAGAGGAGGAGGAGGACCCACUAGUGGCGCCGGGAGAUCUGACGUUUGAGCUGGAAGAGCCGUGCACCCCGGCCGCCUAUAUACAGCGGGUACGGGAGGAGAGGGACAGGCUGGUGGGACAGUGUCAGGAGGCAGAGGGCUACCUGAACUACUGGAACCUCCCUGCACAUGUUCUUGAUCAAGUCCGCAUCGCGGUUGGCAGGUCAAGGCUGAUCACAAGUAACGCGAGAUCCCCGCUGGCCAGGUUUGAAGAACUGUGCCGAGAAGCCAUGAUACUAGGGGGCGACAACCCGUACAAAGCAAGCAUGAACGACCUGGAUGCGUAUUGGGAGGUUGUCGAGCUGGAGGUCCAGAAGAUUGACAAACUGCUACACGACGUGCACUUGGUGGUGAAGAAUGCAGUAUAGUUCUUUAUUUGUUGUUUGUGUGAAAGAUUAUUCGUAAAUACCCAAGUAAAAGUCACUUGUACAGUUGUUCCAAUAUGUGGUUUGCAAGCACCUACUGUUACAGUAUGACAACGAUGUUUUUGAUUACGAUGAAAAUGUUUAACUAAAACCAAACUACGUGAGAACAUCAUGAGAAAAAUACUGUAACAGUUGUAAAUUGUGUGUGUGGUGGGGG
Molecule: messenger RNA, 1421 nt
Organism: Branchiostoma belcheri (Belcher's lancelet)
Lineage: Eukaryota; Metazoa; Chordata; Leptocardii; Amphioxiformes; Branchiostomatidae
Exons: 5
Coding region: 59-1207 (382 amino acids)
Biological process (GO): nucleosome assembly; signaling
Cellular component (GO): nucleosome; glutamatergic synapse; postsynaptic specialization
Molecular function (GO): DNA binding; molecular adaptor activity
Source: RefSeq, a predicted model, not a curated record